UUUUACUCGUUCCAAUCACUAUGUUCACUACUAAAUUCAUAAAUAUACAAUAAUCCAAGAUGAUACUACGGCGAAAUAUUUUACCAACUAAAAUAACUGAUAUUGCGUGUUUUUUCCUCAUAGCUACAUUUAUACCUAUAACUUUUUUCUUUGAAGUACUCGUCGUUAUACCAGAAUUCCAUGCGGAAGGAAGUUCAAUCUACAUUUUAACAUGGUGUGCUGGUCUAUUUCUUCUAUUUAAUAUAUUAUCAAAUAUGUUUGCAUGUAUGCUUGUUGAUACAAGCAUCAAGCAUGCAAUACUCAAACCACCUACAAAUGCUGAACAUUUGAAAUAUUGGUCAUUAUGUUCAGAAUGUGAGACUGUUGUACCACCACGUUCUUGGCAUUGUCAUAGUUGUAAAACUUGUAUAUUGAAACGUGAUCAUCAUUGUCUUUUUACUGGAUAUUGUAUUGGUCAUCAUAAUCAUCGUUAUUUCAUAUACUUCUUAAUAUAUUUGGUCAUUGGUUCAGCUUAUACAACCUGUUAUAAUAGUGUAUAUUUCUGGUGGUUACACGCUGAUACUUAUGCCAAUGCCAGUACAAUUUUAAAAAUAAUUUUACCAAUGUUUAUGCUAACGUUUAAUUAUUCAUGGGCUAAUUUUUAUUUACUUAUUUAUGUGUUGAACAUAAUUACAUUUGCAUUUUCUUUGGUAUUACUAAUAUACCAUAUACCAAGCAUUCUCAAAGGUGCUGUGGCUUAUGAGCGUACAUCCCCUAAAUACGAUCUUGGUUGGAAGCAGAAUUUAGAAAUGGUAUUGGGUAAACGAAUGCAUCUUGUUUGGAUUUCACCAUUUAUAUAUAGUCCAUUACCGCAUGAUGGGAUACACUGGGAAACAAUAUUACAGCAAUCAGUAAAAAAUCGUUAAAUAAAAAAAAUUUUUUUAUAUUGUAUGAACUAUAGCAUUUAGUCAAUUUUCAUGUCAUUUUAUUAAGGUUCUCAAAGCAGUAUUGAAUCAUUUUUUAAAACAAAAAAAUUUAUGCCAUUUUUACACAAAU
This is a messenger RNA of Teleopsis dalmanni, 1035 nucleotides long. Its product is annotated as probable palmitoyltransferase ZDHHC24. The transcript is spliced from 3 exons. Lineage: Eukaryota; Metazoa; Arthropoda; Insecta; Diptera; Diopsidae. Gene Ontology annotation, molecular function: palmitoyltransferase activity. The coding region runs from base 60 to 905 and encodes 281 amino acids. The record is from RefSeq and is a predicted model, not a curated record.